Austrofundulus limnaeus is the source of this 844-nucleotide messenger RNA. Its product is annotated as inositol monophosphatase 1. Lineage: Eukaryota; Metazoa; Chordata; Actinopteri; Cyprinodontiformes; Rivulidae. Gene Ontology annotation, molecular function: inositol monophosphate 1-phosphatase activity. Gene Ontology annotation, biological process: signal transduction; phosphatidylinositol phosphate biosynthetic process; inositol metabolic process. The record is from RefSeq and is a predicted model, not a curated record.
UCACCCGGAAGUCAAACCGGCAGCGGGCGGAAGCGGAAGCAGUUCUCUGUUUAGUUAAACAGCGAACCUCGAAGCGGGCAAUUCGUCACAGCAGGAGCUUUUCGAACAUGGCUAACCUCCAGAGCAUCAUGGACCACGCUGUUGCUGUUGCAAGAAAAGCUGGAGAGGUGGUGCGGGAGGCUCUGAGUGAUGACAGGAAGGUGAUGAUGAAGAGUUCAGCUGUUGAUUUGGUGACUCAAACUGACCAGAAGGUGGAGCAGCUCAUCAUCCAAUCAGUGAAGGAGAAGUUUCCCAGUCACAGGUGGAGGUGGGCGUGGUCUACAGCUGUCUUGAAGAUAAGAUGUUUACAGCGAGACGUGGAAAGGGAGCGUUCUGUAAUGGAGAGCCACUUGCUGUUUCUGAUCAGACUGACAUCCAGCAGUCAAUCAUCUCUACAGAGUUUGGAGCCAACAGAGACCCAGAAGCUGUCGAUAAAAUCUUUUGCAGCCUCAGAAACAUCUUGAGCCUUCCAGUACACGGUGUGCGCGGUGCCGGCACCGCAGCCAUCAACAUGUGCCUGGUGGCUUCAGGCUGUGUUGAGGGCUACUAUGAGAUUGGGGUCCAUGUGUGGGACAUUGCUGCAGGGUCACUGGUGGUUUCAGAAGCUGGAGGAGUGCUGAUGGACGUGGACGGGGGAGAAUUGGACCUGAUGUCCAGGAGAAUAAUAGCUGCUAACAACAGAAGCAUUGCAGAAAGACUGGUGAAAGAGAUCACCCCCUUCAGGCCUCCUAGAGAUGAUUCUCCACCUCAGAAACUGUAACCACUUUCUUUGUUUUCACUUAUAAACUUAUUCUUUUAAACAAAA